GUUUCCUGGACGAAAAUAGUCGUCACCUCUGGAUCGAUCCGACACGGGAGCCAUGGAGAAGGCUGCGCCCGCGGCGGCGGAAGAGGAGAGGGAGGAGGCGGCGUGGGCGUGGACCUGGGGCGCGGGCACGGACGGGCAGCUCGGGAGCGGCGGUCUAGAGGACCACCACCUCCCGCAUCCGCUUCUUCUCCCCCCUCGCUGCCGCGGUCGCGUCUCCUUCGUCGCCGGCGGCGGCGCUCACGCCAUAGCCCUCACAAGUGAUGGCGAAGUAUUUUCUUGGGGCAGAGGUACACAUGGUCAACUUGGUCAUGGGAAUGUAGAGAACAUCCCUACUCCAAUGCUUGUUACGUUCUUUAAAAACUAUACAGUAACCUGCGUGUCUGCUGGUUGGAACCAUUCUGGAUUCGCUACAGAUUCUGGACAACUCUUCAUGUGUGGAGAUGGCUCAUUUGGACAACUUGGCACUGGUGAUAAUCAGUCAAGGAACUUGCCGUUUGAAGUGUCAUCCUUUACCACAAAGCAUGUUGAGAAGCUUGCAUUUGGGAUGCGCCAUUCUCUUGUCCUGUUGAAAGAUAAUUCCAUCUAUGGAUUUGGCUCAGCAAGACGAGGACAAGUUGGUAAAUCCGUUUGUAAGAACCAAAAGUUACAUAAUAUUCCUAGAUUAAUUGAUGGUUUUCCAAACCGCAAGAUAGUGAAUUUAUAUGCCAAUGGGGAUCAUAGUGCUGCAUUGGAUGAAUCUGGUCAGUUGUAUAUCUGGGGAAGAGCAUUAGUUGGAGAACAUGACGACGAACAACCUCAGGCAGUCUUUCCUUCUUUGAGUAUUUCUCAAGUGGCAUUAGGAUGGCAUCAUGCAUUACUUUUAUCUGGGGGUGAACUAUACACCAUUGGUGCAUACCGCCAUCAGAAGCGUGAGACCCCUGUGUUAGAAAAUGCAACGGCACAUCAAUUCAAUCCCACUGCAUCAAGCAGUAAUCUUCAUGAAUCAUCUUCAUUGUCAAAUUUAGUUAAGGUCCCCUCUGUUCAUGGAGAACAGGUGGUACAAAUAGCAGCCGGCACUGAACAUUCCGCUUUGGUAACAGAUAAAGGAGCGGUGUUCACUUGGGGCUGGGGAGAGCAUGGCCAACUGGGUUUGGGAGAUGCUUCUGAUCAGGUGGUUCCUCGGAGAGUAAAUCUAGGUGAUAAGAGCUCAUGUUCUUCUGCUUCACUCGGCGUCUAUUGUGGGAGUGGAUUUACUGUAGCGGUGAACUCGGAUUAAUUACUCCUGUUGUACCAUAUUUCCGUUUCAUUUCCACUCAGUUUGUGACCAUGAUAAACAAUAGAUACUGUCUUCUGAAGUUCUGAUGCCGUUGGAGAGUGAACGGGGUGCACAACAGAAUUGGAACGAUUUGUAUGGGCUGGAUCACUUGCUGGGCUGGGUAUGACUCGGCUUAGUGUAGCAAAGUGUUUGUACACUUGGGGGAUUUGGACUCCUCAACUA
This is a messenger RNA of Brachypodium distachyon (stiff brome), 1477 nucleotides long. RefSeq names its product ultraviolet-B receptor UVR8. Bases 53 to 1255 code for a protein of 400 amino acids. NCBI's taxonomy places the organism in Eukaryota, Viridiplantae, Streptophyta, Magnoliopsida, Poales, Poaceae. The transcript has 8 exons. The record is from RefSeq and is a predicted model, not a curated record.